Messenger RNA from Fulvia fulva, 621 nucleotides. RefSeq lists its product as uncharacterized. The coding region runs from base 1 to 621 and encodes 206 amino acids. The transcript has a single exon. The record is from RefSeq and is a predicted model, not a curated record. Lineage: Eukaryota; Fungi; Ascomycota; Dothideomycetes; Mycosphaerellales; Mycosphaerellaceae.
AUGUAUAAUGCUAUGCCCAGCAAUGGGACAAACAGUACCGCUGCGAUCAUUGAAGCAUCAGUCGCUGGCGCAGAGCACAUUCUCACGCUCAGCGGUUACGCAAUGUAUACCGUUAGUAUGAUCGGCCAGGAUCGGUCGAGGGUGCACUUCAACGUCAUAGACUCCGAUGGCGCCGCUGAGCUGCAGAACGAAGUCAUGCAAGAUGUAUAUGGCUUCGCAGGCACGACCUCGAACGCAGUUGGGCAACAGGUCGUCAUUCCAGCAUCUAUAUGGCGGACCCUUAUCGCUGAUCGUGAUUCGAACGGUCGAAAGCCCGUCGCAGACCCAGUCGCAACAGACUUUCUUACCCGAGGAGAUCUUCGAAAUGUGUUCCUAACGACAAUCUCUGGACGCAAGCUCUUCAUCACAACAGAAGGCAACUUCGGUAUUGGCCCAUACAGUAUGAACAUUGGCGACUUGAUAUGCCUUUUUCCUGGAGCACAAGUACCUUUCGUGCUGAGGCAGAAGCCGGACGUUUUCCCCGAGCGAUUUGAGCUUGUUGGUGAAUGUUAUUGCCACAGUCUGAUGAGUGGUGCGAAGCCGGGGGAGACUCGUACAUUGAGAAAGUUCCAUCUUGUAUGA